Molecule: messenger RNA, 3243 nt
Organism: Hansenula ciferrii
Lineage: Eukaryota; Fungi; Ascomycota; Saccharomycetes; Phaffomycetales; Wickerhamomycetaceae
Gene: ILS1
Product: isoleucine--tRNA ligase ILS1
Exons: 1
Coding region: 1-3243 (1080 amino acids)
Biological process (GO): isoleucyl-tRNA aminoacylation
Molecular function (GO): tRNA binding; isoleucine-tRNA ligase activity; aminoacyl-tRNA deacylase activity
Source: RefSeq, a predicted model, not a curated record
AUGGCUGAAGAAGAAGUUAAAUCAGCUCCUUUCUCCUUCCCAAAAGAAGAAGAAAAGGUUUUGGAUCAUUGGAAUGAAAUUGAUGCUUUCCAUACUUCAACAAAAAUUACUGAAGGUAAACCAGAAUUUUCAUUCUUUGAUGGUCCUCCAUUUGCUACAGGUACUCCUCAUUAUGGUCAUAUUUUAGCUUCCACUAUUAAAGAUAUCGUUCCAAGAUAUGCUACUAUGAAUGGUUAUCAUGUUGAAAGAAGAUUUGGUUGGGAUACUCAUGGUGUUCCAGUUGAACAUGAAAUUGAUAAGAAAUUAGGUAUUACUGGUAAACAAGAUGUUAUGGCUAUGGGUAUUGAUAAAUAUAAUGCUGAAUGUAGAGCCAUUGUUAUGCGUUAUGCUGAUGAAUGGAGAAAAACAAUUGGUCGUUUAGGUCGUUGGAUUGAUUUUGAUAAUGAUUAUAAAACUUUAUAUCCAGAAUUUAUGGAAUCUGUUUGGUGGGUUUUCAAACAAUUAUUUGAAAAAGAUCAAGUUUAUAGAGGUGUUAGAGUUAUGCCUUAUUCAACUGGGUUAACUACUCCAUUAGCUAAUUUUGAAGCUCAACAAAAUUAUAAAGAUGUUAAUGAUCCAUGUGUUACUGUUGGUUUCCCAUUAAAAGAUGAUUCAAAAACUUUCUUGGUUGCUUGGACUACUACUCCAUGGACUUUACCAUCAAAUAUUGCAUUAGCUGUUAAUCCAAAUCUUGAAUAUGUUAAAAUUUAUGAUGAAAAAGCUGAAAGAUAUUAUAUCUUGAUGGAAUCAUUAAUUAAAACUUUAUAUAAAAAACCUCAAAAUGAAAAAUAUAAAAUUGUGGAAAAAAUUCAAGGUAAAGAUUUAGUUGGUUUAAAAUAUGAACCAUUAUAUGAUUAUUUCUAUGAAAAAUUCGAAGAAACUGGAUUUAGAGUUAUUGGUGCUGAUUAUGUUUCUGCAGAUUCAGGUACUGGUAUUGUUCAUCAAUCUCCAGCUUUUGGUGAAGAAGAUUUUAACGCUGCCACUGCUAAUGGUGUUAUUGAUGAAUAUCACUUACCACCAAAUCCAGUUGAUGAUAAAGGUUGUUUCACUAAAGAAGUUACCGAUUUUGCAGGUAUUUAUGUUAAAGAUGCUGAUUCUAAAAUUAUUAAAGAUUUAACCAAUAAAGGUAAAUUAUUAUUAGCUUCUCAAAUUAGACAUAGUUAUCCAUUCUGUUGGAGAUCUGAUACUCCUUUAUUAUACAGAACUGUUCCUUCUUGGUUUGUUCGUAUUAAAGAACAAAUCCCAGAUAUGUUGAAUAAUGUUGAAAAAACUAAUUGGGUUCCAUCAACUAUUAAAGAGAAAAGAUUUUCAAAUUGGAUUGCUAAUGCUCGUGAUUGGAAUAUUUCAAGAAAUCGUUAUUGGGGUACUCCAAUCCCAUUAUGGGUUAGUGAUGAUUUUGAAGAAGUUGUCUGUGUUGGUUCAGUUGAAGAAUUGAAAAAAUUAUCAGGUAGAGAUGAUAUCACUGAUUUACAUCGUGAUAGUAUUGAUGAUAUUACUAUCCCAUCUCAGACUGGUAAAGGUGUCUUGAAAAGAGUUGAAGAAGUUUUCGAUUGCUGGUUUGAAUCAGGUUCUAUGCCUUAUGCACAAGGUCAUUAUCCAUUUGAAAAUAAAGAAAAUUUCAAAAAUAGAUUCCCAGCUAAUUUUAUUUCUGAAGGUUUAGAUCAAACUAGAGGUUGGUUUUAUACUUUAACAGUAUUAGGUACUCAUUUAUUCAACACUGCACCAUAUAAAAAUGUUAUUGUUAGUGGUAUUGUCUUGGCUUCAGAUGGUAAAAAAAUGUCUAAACGUUUAAAGAAUUAUCCAGAUCCAACUAUUGUUUUAGAUAAAUAUGGUGCUGAUGCUUUAAGAUUAUAUUUAAUCAAUUCACCUGUUUUACGUGCUGAAACUUUGAAAUUUAAAGAAGAAGGUGUUAAAGAAGUUGUUUCAAAAGUUUUAUUACCAUGGUGGAAUUCUGUUAAAUUCUUGGAAGGUUCAAUUGCAUUAUUGAAAAAAAAUGAAAAUGUUGAUUUUAAAUAUGAUGCUUCAUUAAAAUCUGAUAAUGUUAUGGAUAGAUGGGUUUUAGCUUCAUUACAAUCAUUAAUCAAAUUUAUUCAUGAAGAAAUGACUGGUUAUAGAUUAUAUACUGUUGUUCCAAGAUUAUUAGGAUUUAUUGAUGAAUUAACCAAUUGGUAUAUUAGAUUUAACCGUCGUCGUUUGAAAGGUGAAGUUUCAAUUGAUGAUACUCAAAAAUCAUUAAACACUUUAACUGAAGCUUUAUUUGGUUUAGAUCGUGCAAUGGGUCCAUUUACUCCAUUCUUAUCAGAAACUAUUUAUCAAAGAUUAAGUGGUUAUUUCAAAGAAGAAUUCUUAACUGAAUUAUCAUUAAAUAAAAAAGAUAUUAGAUCUGUUCAUUUCUUACAAUAUCCAACUGUUCGUGAAGAAUUAUUUGAUGAACGUAUUGAAACUGCUGUUUCACGUAUGCAAAAAGUUAUUGAUUUAGGUCGUAACAUUCGUGAAAAGAAGAUGAUUUCAUUGAAAACUCCAUUAAAACAAUUGGUUAUCUUACAUAGUGAUAAACAAUACUUGGCUGAUAUUGAAGCUUUGAAAGGUUAUAUCAUUGAAGAAUUAAACAUUCGUGAUUUAAUCAUUACUUCAGAUGAAAAGAAAUAUAAUGUUGAAUAUACCGCUGUUGCUGAUUGGCCAGUUUUAGGUAGAAAAUUGAAAAAAGAUGGUAAAAAAGUUAAAGAAGCUUUACCAAAAUUAACAUCUGAAGAAGUUGAAGGUUAUGCAGCUAAUGGUAAAAUUACUGUUGCAGGUAUUGAUUUAGUUGAAGGUGAUUUAACUGUUUUAAGAGGUUUACCAGAAGAUAAAGCUAAUGAAAAUCAAGAAGUUAGAACUGAUAAAGAUCAAGAUGUUUUAAUUAUUUUAGAUAUUGCAAUUUAUCCAGAAUUGAAAACUGAAGGUUUAGCUCGUGAAUUAGUUAAUCGUGUUCAAAGAUUACGUAAAAAAGGUGGAUUAGAAGCUACUGAUGAUGUUACAGUUCAAUAUAAAUUAAUCAAUGAUACUAUUGAUUUUGAAAAUGUUAUUUCAACUCAUAAAGAAAUGUUAACCAAGACUUUAAGAGGUGAACUUGAACCAUUUAAUGAUUCAACUAAAGAAGUUGUUGCUGAUGAAGAACAAGCAAUCAAUGACUGUACAUUUAACUUAAGAAUCUUAAGAAUCUAA